CAGAUCAUCUCGUCGAUCCAUAAUAAACUAAUUAACCACCACUAGUUAGCAGCAAACCGCAGCAACUAACCCGUCCCCAAUCCACUGCAGUUUCUUGAUUGCGGUUGCACACGCUAUCAGUCACUCUCUGUUACGGUGGUAGUUGCGGCCAUUCGCAAGAACACAGGCGAGAGAGAGGAGGAGGAGGAAGCAGAUUGAAUUGAAGCGCGGCCGGCCGGCAAGAUGGUGAACGCCGACGCCGUCCGCAACAUCGUCGGCAUCAUCGGCAACGUCAUCUCGUUCGGCCUGUUUCUGUCGCCGCUGCCGACCUUCAUCCAGAUCGUGAACAAGGGCGACGUGGAGAAGUUCGUGCCGGACCCGUACCUGGCGACGUUCCUCAACUGCGCGCUGUGGGUGUUCUACGGGCUCCCCAUCGUGCACCCCAACAGCAUCCUCGUGGUCACCAUCAACGGCACGGGCCUCCUCAUCGAGACCGUCUACCUCUCCAUCUUCUUCGCCUACGCGCCCAGGCCCAAGCGCCUCAAGAUGCUGGGCGUCCUCGCCGUGGAGCUCGUCUUCCUCGCCGCCGUCGCCGCGGGGGUGCUCCUCGGCGCGCACACCUCCGACCAGCGCUCCCUCGUCGUCGGCAGCAUCUGCAUCUUCUUCGGCACGAUAAUGUACGCCGCGCCGCUCACCGUCAUGAAGCGCGUGAUCACGACCAAGAGCGUCGAGUACAUGCCCUUCACGCUCUCCUUGGUCAGCUUCCUCAACGGCGUCUGCUGGACCACCUACGCGCUCAUCCGAUUCGACAUCUUCAUCACGAUCCCCAACGGCCUGGGAACACUGCUGGGCUUGGCGCAGCUGAUCCUCUACUUCUGCUACUACGGGUCGACGCCCAACAAGCCGAGCGACGACAGCAAUAGCAUGGAGCUGCCGGUGACGGCCGGCGACCAGGGCAAGAACUAGCGCCGCCGCGCCAGCUUAAUUAAUUCCACCUGAGCCGGAUUCCGGCCGGCCGGGUAGGAGUUGUGUGUGUGUCAGUGUGUGUGGCUGUAUGUGCAGGUACUGCGGGCAUGAGCAUGCACGAGCGCAUGCCAGUCUCGUCGCGAUGCAUACGAGGACACGCAGCAAGCAAAAGCUGCUAGCUGUUUUUGCCAGAUUUGGCUUCAUUUCUGGGUGUCUUUUGUUGCCGGUGUGUGUGUUUUGUAACUCGUUGUUGCUGCGUGCUAACUUGUUGUUUGUUUGGG
Molecule: messenger RNA, 1226 nt
Organism: Panicum virgatum (switchgrass)
Lineage: Eukaryota; Viridiplantae; Streptophyta; Magnoliopsida; Poales; Poaceae
Product: bidirectional sugar transporter SWEET5-like
Exons: 3
Coding region: 223-945 (240 amino acids)
Biological process (GO): carbohydrate transport
Cellular component (GO): membrane
Molecular function (GO): sugar transmembrane transporter activity
Source: RefSeq, a predicted model, not a curated record